Lathyrus sativus (Indian pea) is the source of this 795-nucleotide messenger RNA. The record is from the annotation of a GenBank genome assembly. NCBI's taxonomy places the organism in Eukaryota, Viridiplantae, Streptophyta, Magnoliopsida, Fabales, Fabaceae.
AUGGCUACAAUUCAUCAGUAUUGUAGCUUCUUGAAUACAAUUACAAUUACAUUGAUGCUCACAAUUAUAGCUAAACCAGCAGUAGUAUCAGCGACAUUUCAACCAAGUCCAUGGACUUUUGCUAAUGCCACAUUUUACGGCGACGAGACCGCUUCCGCCACCAUGGGGGGAGCAUGUGGAUAUGGAAAUUUGUUUGUGAACGGGUAUGGGACAGACACAGCAGCAUUGAGUUCAAGAUUGUUCAAUAAUGGGUAUGCAUGUGGGACUUGUUAUCAAAUAAAAUGUGUCGAGUCAAAGUUCUGUAACACCAACGUGCCUUACACUACAGUCACUGCCACCAAUCUAUGCCCUCCUAAUUGGUCUCAAGCCUCUGAUAAUGGUGGAUGGUGCAACCCACCACGUUCACAUUUUGAUAUGUCUAAACCUGCUUUCAUGAAAAUCGCAGAGUGGAAGGCUGGUAUCAUCCCUAUUAUGUAUCGCAGAGUACCUUGCGCAAGGAAACAAGGAUUUCGAUUCUCUUUUCAAGGAAAUGGGUAUUGGUUAUUAGUGUACGUGAUGAAUGUGGGAGGUGGAGGAGAUAUAGCCAACAUGUGGGUGAAAGGAAGCAGGACAGGAUGGAUUAGAAUGAGCCACAAUUGGGGUGCUUCUUACCAAGCAUUUGCAACACUUGGUGGCCAAACACUUUCUUUCAAGAUUACUUCUUACACAACCAAAGAAACUGUAUUUGCAUGGAAUGUUGCUCCUUCUAACUGGCGUGCUGGAUUAACCUAUUCCACUUCUAUAAACUUCCAUUGA